Molecule: messenger RNA, 3108 nt
Organism: Scomber scombrus (Atlantic mackerel)
Lineage: Eukaryota; Metazoa; Chordata; Actinopteri; Scombriformes; Scombridae
Gene: mov10l1
Product: Mov10 like RNA helicase 1
Exons: 22
Coding region: 52-3108 (1018 amino acids)
Molecular function (GO): helicase activity
Source: RefSeq, a predicted model, not a curated record
AGUGCUGAUGCUUGGGAGGACGGAGGAUGCACUUCCCCAGAAGCUGACAGUAUGCAGCUGCGGCCUCUCAUUGGCACAGUCACAUCAUUUGAUGGAGAUGGUGGCCACAUUAACCAGACCACUUACUUCCCACGCUACAGUCUCUGGGAAGGUUACGAGCCAAUGAAAGGAGACUGGGUCCAAGCAAAAUAUUUUAUCAAUCCUACUCAGUGGACCACCCAGGCUCAUUCGGUGGCCCCUUUACGUUAUUGCCGCCUAGACCAGGUGUGUGUGACCAGCAUGUAUGGUAACAGUGGUGUGGUGGCAGACAGUGUGUUCUUCAGCCUGGACUCUCUGCUGCUGCCUGCCCACUACCGGCCUUUGCCAGGGCACCUGGUCAACCUGGUAAUGGUGGAGAGCAGUCAGUCCUUCUACAGUUGGAGGGCCCUGUGCAUGGCACCCUGCCUUCAAGGUAUGAAUUUUGCUGCUACACAUCUACCAGCGGCUGAUCUCCAGAACCUGCUUGAAAACAAAGGGGGAGUUGAUAUAACAGACUAUGGCCAGUUUGGGGAUGUGAUGAUUGGGGAAAGACGAGAGCUGGUGCUGUGGAUACAGAAUAGAGGUUCAGAGACUCACAGGCUGAAAUUCUGUGACUUUGCUAACUGGGACUCAGAAGAACAGUUCACCCUUGUUACUGUCAAAGGGUCUACAUCACUGAGACAGAAACAACAGCCUUUGCAAGUGUCAGUGUCUGAGUCUGCUCUUGAGCCUUCAGAAAAACAAGUCAGCGCUACAAAAGAGGUAGACAAAAAAAAUGGAAAAGUACUGAAGGACACUCUCCAUUCCCCUGGUCUGAGAAGAGAACACAUUGAGUUGGAUAUUCAACCAGGAGAGAGGCUAUCUAUAGUAGUUGGCUGUCAAGCAAAGAGCCUGGGAAGCUGUGCCGAGCUGCUGCUGCUGCACUUCUCCAGUUUCGUCAUUGGGAGGCGCCUGGAGGUCACAGUGGGUAGUGAAGAAGAGAACCUGCUGCAGCCAUCUGUUCCUUACAGUCCCAGUGAUGCCAGGCCGGUCUCAACAACGCCUGGUCAUGUGAUCACUGUCUCUGCUCCAAAAGAUGCACCUAGGCUUACUAAGCGGCGACUGCCAAGCUUCUUACCUACCUACCCAGUGCCUCAGGCCCUAAGAGACUGUGUACAGGCAAAUAAUGAUGUGCUGGUUGUGCAGCCAUGCCUAGGAGAGGUGCUGUCACAAUCCAACACACAUUUACGAUUUUCAGCCCUCCUAUGGUUGGAAGAGCUGCAUGUAGAGUGGGAACUGAAAGAAUUCACAAUCAAUGGGGCAAUUUUAAAAAAAGGAGCUGUCUACCUGCACCUAGAGGUCCUUGGCUUGGCUGAGGGUAGACCCAAUCUCAAUAUAGGUGACAGAAUAGUAUUGAAGAAACCACGGCGUGACGGUAUGGUAAUGGAGUACAUUAGUUAUGUCACAGAGAUAAAUGAUGAGAAUGUGAGUUUGAGAGUGAACUCAGAGUUUCAGCGUAGCUAUGUUGGAGAGCCACUUGAUGUUGAAUUCUCUUUCAACAGGUUGACCAUGAGGCGGUGUCACCACGGACUUGACCAGACGAAACAGUUUGGGGAGAAUGGUGGGCUACCAUCCAAACCCAUCCCCAGCCCUGGCCACUUCUUUAACCCCAACCUCAACCCCCCUCAGAGAGAGGCAGUGAAGAGGAUUUUGGCUGGAGAGAGCCGACCCACCCCUUAUGUUCUAUUUGGACCCCCAGGCACUGGAAAAACCAUCACUCUUAUAGAGGCUAUACUGCAGGUGUACCACUUUUUGCCCAGUAGUCGGGUACUUGUAUGCACUCCUUCCAACAGUGCUGCUGACCUCAUCUGCAUCCGUCUACAUCACAGCGGCUUCCUGCAUGCUGCAAGUUUGGCCCGUGUCAACGCAUCUUGUAGGCAGGAAGAGUUCAUUCCAGAAGUACUGAGACCGUAUUCGAGGGCUGGAGAGGACAUUCGUCAUGCCUCUUUUCACAGGAUUGUUGUCAGCACCUGCUCCAGCGCUGGCAUGUUCUAUAAUUUAGGACUACAAGUGGGACAUUUUACCCAUCUGUUCCUGGAUGAAGCAGGCCAGGCCACAGAGCCAGAGUCCCGGAUCCCCAUAAGCCUUGUGUCAGAGAGAGAUGGGCAGAUAGUGUUGGCCGGAGACCCCUGUCAAUUGGGUCCAGUAGUGAAGUCCAAGAUAGCCACUGCCUUUGGCUUGGGGGUGUCUUUGUUGGAGAGGCUUAUGGCCAACCCACUGUACUCCAGGCAUGAGUGGGGAUACAACCCUAAGCUGGUGACUAAGCUGAUCUACAACUACCGUUCACAUGAGGCCUUGCUUACACUGCCCUCCAAGCUCUUCUACCAGGGGGAACUGUGUUUUAAAGCCCCCAGGGCUGUAGUGGACUCCCUCUGCCAGUGGAAAAACCUGCCCAAAAGAGGCUUCCCCCUCCUUUUUCAUGGUGUCAGGGGCACAGAAAUGAGGGAAGGUAAAAACCCAUCAUGGUUCAACCCAGUGGAGGCUGUGCAGGUAAUGCUUUACUGCUGCCAGCUGGCCAAAAAGCUCUACAACCCUGUGGACGUCUCUGACAUCGGCAUCAUUGCCCCCUACAAAAAACAAAGUGAGAAGAUUCGUGUACUGCUGGGUAAGGUAGGCUUGUCUGACAUCAAAGUGGGGUCUGUGGAAGAGUUCCAAGGACAAGAAUUCCUGGUCAUCAUCAUCUCUACGGUGCGUUCUAAUGAAUUGGUACAGAGUGAUGAUUUGCAGAGUGUGAUUGGCUUUCUGGCUAACCCCAAACGCUUCAACGUUGCCGUCACCCGCCCUAAAGCCAUGUUAUUAAUUGUUGGAAACCCCCACAUUCUCAUCAGGGACCCAUGCUUCAGGGCUUUACUGCAGUACUGCUACAUCAACGGGGCAUAUGUGGGCUGCGACCCCCCUCCUUCCCUAAGAGACUCUCACGUGUACUUAGUCCCCUCUUACAGGGUGUACUCGUCUACCCACACUGGAACCAGCCUCCACUCAUCAGAUCAGGCUGUAAAAGUUGGCUACGCUGGGGCCGAUGGAGGACUUUGGCUGGCUGCAGGAGUGUAG